Molecule: messenger RNA, 575 nt
Organism: Pogonomyrmex barbatus (red harvester ant)
Lineage: Eukaryota; Metazoa; Arthropoda; Insecta; Hymenoptera; Formicidae
Gene: RpS23
Product: ribosomal protein S23
Biological process (GO): translation
Cellular component (GO): ribosome; small ribosomal subunit
Molecular function (GO): structural constituent of ribosome
Source: RefSeq, a predicted model, not a curated record
CCCAAAAGAUGUGAUACACAGCCUGAAUUCAUCAUUAGAGUUUGAUGCUCAUGGAGGAUUGAUCUUUUCCGGUUGUGAAUCGCACGGAACACGAUGGGCAAACCUAGAGGUCUUCGUACAGCGCGUAAGCACGUAAACCAUAGACGCGAACAGCGAUGGAAUGAUAAGGACUACAAAAAGGCACAUUUGGGUACGAGAUGGAAGGCUAAUCCUUUCGGUGGUGCCUCCCAUGCUAAAGGCAUCGUUUUGGAAAAAGUUGGAGUGGAGGCCAAACAGCCAAAUUCUGCUAUCCGUAAGUGUGUCAGGGUACAGCUGAUUAAGAAUGGAAAGAAGAUCACAGCCUUUGUACCAAGGGAUGGUUGUCUUAAUAACAUUGAGGAAAACGAUGAAGUUUUAGUGGCAGGUUUCGGUCGUAAGGGUCAUGCUGUCGGUGACAUUCCUGGAGUAAGAUUUAAGGUGGUAAAAGUUGCCAACGUUUCGCUGCUUGCUCUUUACAAAGAGAAAAAAGAACGACCUAGAUCUUAAGAUUAUCAGUCUUCAAAGAAUGUAUCGAUAAAUAAAACAUAUAAAAAAUU